GAGCAGAGGAGUGAUCUGCGUGUGUGUGAUGACUCCACGUGUCAGUAUGGAGGGCUGUGCCAAGAAGAUGGAGGUCAGAUGAAGUGUGUGUGUCAGUUUCAGUGUCCCAGUAGCUUUGUGCCAGUGUGUGGCUCCAACGGGGACAGCUACCAGAGCGAGUGCUACCUCCGGCAGGCAGCGUGUGCACAGCAGACAGGCAUCACUCUGGUGGCCCAGGGACCCUGCUAUGCUGAUGACGGAUCUGGAUCAGGAGAUGACGAGAGUGAGUCCUCUGGUGUAGACCCCAUCAGGAGGUCCAGCAAGUGCAGCGCGUGCCAAUACGGAGCCGACUGUGAUGAGGACUCAGAAGACGUGUGCGUAUGCAACAUCGACUGCAGCGGGCACAAUGAGAACGAGGUGUGUGGCAGUGACGGGCGCUCCUACGCCAACCCCUGCCUGCUGCGGGAGGCCUCCUGCAUGAAACAGGAGCAGAUCGACAUCAGGCACCUGGGCACCUGCAAAGCAUGUGAGAUGAGGAACAACUCCGCAACUUGCAGGAUGAUGUACGUGGUGCCUGAUGGCCAGAGGCUGCUCUACGUCCUCAUCGCCGCCAUCCUCGCCGCCACACAGAUCACCAUCAUCAUUGCCGUCAUCAUAUGCAUGGCAUGGUAA
Molecule: messenger RNA, 651 nt
Organism: Engraulis encrasicolus (European anchovy)
Lineage: Eukaryota; Metazoa; Chordata; Actinopteri; Clupeiformes; Engraulidae
Gene: tmeff1a
Product: transmembrane protein with EGF-like and two follistatin-like domains 1a
Exons: 7
Cellular component (GO): plasma membrane
Molecular function (GO): protein binding
Source: RefSeq, a predicted model, not a curated record